AUGGCCAAAUUAUAUUCAAAGUCAGAAUUUCACAUAUUAAUGAAAAAAAUUGAGGCAACUUAUAUUAGGGUGAAGAAAUAUUUGGAAUUGGCGGGUUACAAAAAGUGGGCUAGGUCUUAUGCUAUAGUUCACCGAGGAUGGACUUUAACUUCAAAUAUUGCGGAGUCAAUAAAUGGAGUGCUUGUAUCAGCUAGAGAACUGCCAAUUUAUGACUUUCUUGAGGAAGUUCGAUUACUGUUGUAUCAGCCACGAAUAUGUGUAUACGGUACACGACAAACAAAAGCACUUCAUUGUUUGAAUCAAGGGAAAAAAUGCUCAUGUAAUGCUUUUCAAAUAGAUGAGAUACCAUGUGCACAUGCUUAUGCGGCGUUGGAGAAAAAGAAUUUUGAGAAGGGGCCAUGCUGUUUUGAUUUGUUUAAACUAAAAACUGUUUUGAAGACAUAUGAUGUUCCAAUCUACCCCUUGCCAUACAUCGAUGACUGGAUAAUUACAGGGAGCAUACUUGAUGAAAUAGUACUACCUCCAGAAUUCAAAAGACCUCUAGGAAGACCUGCAAAGAAGGAUCAUCGAAAAUCAGGCUGGGAUAUGUUUGGAAAGAAGAAUAUAAACUCAUGCGGUGGUUGUGAGGCUAAGGGUCACAAUAGACGUUCCUAUAGGAAAUAUCGCAAAUGA
Messenger RNA from Capsicum annuum, 672 nucleotides. RefSeq lists its product as uncharacterized. The transcript is spliced from 2 exons. Gene Ontology annotation, molecular function: zinc ion binding. The record is from RefSeq and is a predicted model, not a curated record. Lineage: Eukaryota; Viridiplantae; Streptophyta; Magnoliopsida; Solanales; Solanaceae. The coding region runs from base 1 to 672 and encodes 223 amino acids.